This is a messenger RNA of Eptesicus fuscus (big brown bat), 1568 nucleotides long. It is a transcript of the gene HIGD1A, whose product is annotated as HIG1 hypoxia inducible domain family member 1A. The record is from RefSeq and is a predicted model, not a curated record. Gene Ontology annotation, biological process: negative regulation of apoptotic process; mitochondrial respirasome assembly. Gene Ontology annotation, cellular component: mitochondrion. NCBI's taxonomy places the organism in Eukaryota, Metazoa, Chordata, Mammalia, Chiroptera, Vespertilionidae. The transcript has 5 exons. The coding region runs from base 313 to 594 and encodes 93 amino acids.
CGACGGCGCGCGCGGGCGGGGGCAGAAGCCGGCUAGAGUUGGAGCGGUCCCGUUGGGUUUGGGAGGGACAAGGCCUCCAACCCGGUUUAAAGCAUCUGAGACGGAAUUUACACCUCUUCCGGUUGGAGAUUACAAAACAUAGCCUGGGCUUAGAAGGGAGCAGCCAAGAUGAUUUUCGGCAGUGUCACUCGCCCUUCUCUCCUGGCGGUGUGGGAAGCAGCUCUUCCCCCCUCCCGGUGAUGAUCCCUGCCAAAGGCACUUCGGAGCAGGACCGGUUUGAAUGAAAAGAAAGCUGAAGAUUCUUCAAUCAGUAUGUCAUCCAACACAGAUGUUUCUCUUGCUUCAUAUGAUGAAGGUCAGGGGUCUAAAUUUAUCCGAAAAGCUAAAGAGGCACCAUUUGUCCCUAUUGGAAUGGCGGGUUUUGGAGCAAUCGUUGCAUAUGGAUUAUAUAAAUUGAAGAACAGGGGAGAUACUAAAAUGUCCCUUCACCUGAUCCACAUGCGUGUGGCAGCCCAAGGUUUUGUUGUGGCUGCAAUGACUCUUGGUAUGGGCUAUUCCAUGUAUAAGGAAUUCUGGGCAAAACCUAAACCAUAGAAGAAGAGAUGCUGUCUUGGUCUUGGUGGUGUUUGCUAUAGUUAGACAUCUCAUAUUGAGGUUAUAUGUUUAUGUUGAAAAUAAAUCAUUUGAGAGGGUCAGACAAUGACACAUUGAAUAUUGACUUCCUAUUUUGCAGGCUUGAUUUCCCAGGUGACUAAAUUACUAGUGACUAGUUCACUAGCUAGGUCAUUCAGGGGCGUCAGGUUAGCACAUAAGAAAUACGUCAUUUUAAAUGCACUUGAUGUGGUAAAAUGUCCACCUUGUUAAACUCUUCUGGUGAAAUUAGUUCUAAGCAAGAACAACAUGCCAAUCCUGAAGUACUCCCAGUUGCUGCAGAAUCUCACAUGCUUUUGAUGUUAUGUAGGAAUCCUAUUUGCCCCAGUUACUUUGACUUUAUUCUGCCUGCCUUUUGGACUGAAUGAGGACUUCAGUUUUUAGGGCUGACUGGCUCUUAAAGAACCCUUUCAGAACAGUGCAUGGCAUAUAAUGUUACAAACCCCCACAACUGAACGUGUGUGUGUUUAAACCAAACCUAACAUGCUGAUAACAGCUGCUAGAAGGUAGUAUUUAUUUUAGAGUCACACUUGUAAAUGUAAAAUAAUUAUGGAUCCCAGUUUAGCUCUUUUCUAAUUGCAGAAUUAUAUUUUUGCUGCUGUUAUAUUAGAAUCAUUUUUAAAUGUCACCUUGAAAUAGAUAUAUGUAUUUUAAGUGCUAACACAUAGGUAAUGAAAAAGUUUUUAAAUAUUUGCUGUAUGUUCAUUUUCUCUGUAAGAAUCAUAAAUGUUAAACUAAACAAAUUAUCUAUAAUGGAAAUGGUGACUGAUUUAAGAGCAAGCUCUGGAAAGACAUUAUACAAAAACUCUGGUGUACUACAGAAGGCUUUAUUGCAUUUGUGAAAUUCUAACCUGAAUUACAUUCCAUGGUGAUAACAUGGUAAAUGUAGUGUUAUUAAAGUAAGUGAACACAUCAAA